GCAACAGCAACAACUAUACAAGCAAGCACCCUCACAACAAAAGCAGCAACAACAGCAACCACAAUAGCAACUAUUGCAACAAUAACAUCAGCGGACAGAGCGAGCAGCCAGGCACAACAUCGAUUGACAUCGAUUAACGCAUCGUGCUAAGCGGCGGGCGCUAAUCGAACAUGGCGCCUCGGAUAUAGUUGUAGCUUUAAUGUAGCAGGCGACAUCCAUGUGCCUCAUGCCUUGGAAAUCUAAGGCUCUCAUCGUUGGCCGCAUAGACAAUGACAGAAGAUUCCGACUCGAUAUCUGAGGAAGAACGCAGUUUGUUCCGUCCCUUUACCCGCGAAUCAUUGGUGCAAAUCGAACAACGCAUUGCCGCUGAACAUGAAAAGCAGAAGGAGCUGGAAAGAAAGAGAGCCGAGGGAGAGGUGAUCCGAUAUGAUGACGAGGACGAGGAUGAAGGUCCACAACCGGAUCCUACACUUGAACAGGGUGUGCCAAUACCUGUUCGAUUGCAGGGCAGCUUCCCGCCGGAAUUGGCCUCCACUCCUCUCGAGGAUAUCGAUCCCUACUACAGCAAUGUACUGACAUUCGUAGUUGUAAGCAAAGGAAAAGAUAUUUUUCGCUUUUCUGCAUCAAAAGCAAUGUGGCUGCUCGAUCCAUUCAAUCCGAUACGUCGUGUGGCCAUUUACAUUCUAGUGCAUCCAUUAUUUUCCCUAUUCAUCAUCACCACAAUUCUCGUCAACUGCAUCCUGAUGAUAAUGCCGACAACGCCCACGGUUGAGUCCACUGAGGUGAUAUUCACCGGAAUCUACACAUUUGAAUCAGCUGUUAAAGUGAUGGCACGAGGUUUCAUUUUAUGCCCGUUUACGUAUCUUAGAGAUGCAUGGAAUUGGCUGGACUUCGUAGUAAUAGCUUUAGCUUAUGUGACCAUGGGUAUAGAUUUAGGUAAUCUAGCAGCUCUGCGAACGUUUAGGGUGCUGCGAGCGCUUAAAACCGUAGCCAUUGUGCCAGGCUUGAAGACCAUCGUCGGCGCCGUCAUCGAAUCGGUGAAGAAUCUGCGCGAUGUGAUAAUCCUGACCAUGUUCUCCCUGUCGGUGUUCGCGUUGAUGGGCCUACAGAUCUACAUGGGCGUGCUCACGCAGAAGUGCAUCAAGAAAUUCCCGCUGGACGGCUCCUGGGGCAAUCUGACCGACGAGAACUGGGCCUAUCACAAUCACAAUAAGUCCAAUUGGUACUCCGAGGACGAGGGCAUCUCAUUUCCGUUGUGCGGCAAUAUAUCCGGUGCGGGGCAAUGCGACGACGACUACGUGUGCCUGCAGGGGUUUGGUCCGAAUCCGAAUUACGGCUACACCAGCUUCGAUUCGUUCGGAUGGGCUUUCCUGUCCGCCUUCCGGCUGAUGACACAGGACUUCUGGGAGGACCUGUACCAGCUGGUGUUGCGCGCCGCCGGACCAUGGCACAUGCUGUUCUUUAUAGUCAUCAUCUUCCUAGGUUCAUUCUAUCUUGUGAAUUUGAUUUUGGCCAUUGUUGCCAUGUCGUAUGACGAAUUGCAAAAGAAGGCCGAAGAAGAAGAGGCUGCCGAAGAGGAGGCGAUACGUGAAGCGGAAGAAGCUGCCGCCGCCAAAGCGGCCAAGCUGGAGGAGCGGGCCAAUGCGCAGGCUCAGGCAGCAGCGGAUGCGGCUGCCGCCGAAGAGGCUGCACUGCAUCCGGAAAUGGCCAAGAGUCCGACGUAUUCUUGCAUCAGCUAUGAGCUAUUUGUUGGCGGCGAGAAGGGCAACGAUGACAACAACAAAGAGAAGAUGUCCAUUCGGAGCGUCGAGGUGGAGUCGGAGUCGGUGAGCGUUAUACAAAGACAACCAGCACCUACCACAGCACACCAAGCUACCAAAGUUCGUAAAGUGAGCACGACAUCCUUAUCCUUACCUGGUUCACCGUUUAACAUACGCAGGGGAUCACGUAGUUCUCACAAGUACACGAUACGGAACGGACGUGGCCGCUUUGGUAUACCCGGUAGCGAUCGCAAGCCAUUGGUAUUGUCAACAUAUCAGGAUGCCCAGCAGCACUUGCCCUAUGCCGACGACUCGAAUGCCGUCACCCCGAUGUCCGAAGAGAAUGGGGCCAUCAUAGUGCCCGUGUACUAUGGCAAUCUAGGCUCUCGGCACUCAUCGUAUACCUCGCAUCAGUCCCGAAUAUCGUAUACCUCACAUGGCGAUCUACUCGGCGGCAUGGCCGUCAUGGGCGUCAGCACAAUGACCAAGGAGAGCAAAUUGCGCAACCGCAACACACGCAAUCAAUCAGUGGGCGCCACCAAUGGCGGCACCACCUGCCUGGACACUAAUCACAAGCUCGAUCAUCGCGACUACGAAAUUGGCCUGGAGUGCACGGACGAAGCUGGCAAGAUUAAACAUCAUGACAAUCCUUUUAUCGAGCCCGUCCAGACACAAACGGUGGUUGACAUGAAAGAUGUGAUGGUCCUGAAUGACAUAAUCGAACAGGCCGCUGGUCGGCACAGUCGGGCAAGCGAUCGCGGUGUCUCCGUUUACUAUUUCCCAACAGAGGACGAUGACGAGGAUGGGCCGACGUUCAAAGACAAGGCACUCGAAGUGAUCCUCAAAGGCAUCGAUGUGUUUUGUGUGUGGGACUGUUGCUGGGUUUGGUUGAAAUUUCAGGAGUGGGUAUCGCUCAUCGUCUUCGAUCCCUUCGUCGAGCUCUUCAUCACGCUGUGCAUUGUGGUCAACACGAUGUUCAUGGCGAUGGAUCACCACGAUAUGAACAAGGAGAUGGAGCGAGUGCUCAAGAGUGGCAACUAUUUCUUCACGGCCACCUUUGCCAUCGAGGCCACCAUGAAGCUGAUGGCCAUGAGCCCCAAGUACUAUUUCCAGGAGGGCUGGAACAUCUUCGACUUCAUCAUCGUGGCCCUAUCGCUUUUGGAACUGGGACUCGAGGGUGUCCAGGGUCUGUCCGUCUUGCGUUCCUUUCGAUUGCUGCGUGUAUUUAAAUUGGCCAAAUCUUGGCCAACACUUAAUUUACUCAUUUCGAUUAUGGGACGCACCAUGGGCGCUUUGGGUAAUCUGACAUUUGUACUUUGCAUUAUCAUCUUCAUCUUUGCGGUGAUGGGAAUGCAACUGUUCGGAAAGAAUUAUCAUGAUCACAAGGACCGCUUUCCGGAUGGCGACUUGCCGCGCUGGAACUUCACCGACUUCAUGCACAGCUUCAUGAUCGUGUUCCGGGUGCUCUGCGGAGAAUGGAUCGAGUCCAUGUGGGACUGCAUGUACGUGGGCGAUGUCUCGUGCAUUCCCUUCUUCUUGGCCACCGUUGUCAUCGGCAAUCUUGUGGUACUUAACCUUUUCUUAGCCUUGCUUUUGUCCAAUUUUGGCUCAUCUAGCUUAUCAGCGCCGACUGCCGAUAACGAUACGAAUAAAAUAGCCGAGGCCUUCAAUCGAAUUGGCCGAUUUAAAAGUUGGGUUAAGCGUAAUAUUGCUGAUUGUUUCAAGUUAAUACGUAACAAAUUGACAAAUCAAAUAAGUGAUCAACCAUCAGGUGAGAGGACCAACCAGAUCAGUUGGAUUUGGAGCGAAGAGCAUGGUGACAACGAACUGGAGCUGGGCCACGACGAGAUCCUCGCCGACGGCCUGAUCAAGAAGGGGAUCAAGGAGCAGACCCAACUGGAGGUGGCCAUCGGGGAUGGCAUGGAGUUCACGAUACACGGCGACAUGAAGAACAACAAGCCGAAGAAAUCCAAAUAUCUAAAUAACGCAACGAUGAUUGGCAACUCAAUUAACCACCAAGACAAUAGACUGGAACACGAGCUAAACCAUAGAGGUUUGUCCUUACAGGACGACGACACUGCCAGCAUUAACUCAUAUGGUAGCCAUAAGAAUCGACCAUUCAAGGACGAGAGCCACAAGGGCAGCGCCGAGACGAUGGAGGGCGAGGAGAAGCGCGACGCCAGCAAGGAGGAUUUAGGUCUCGACGAGGAACUGGACGAGGAGGGCGAAUGCGAGGAGGGCCCGCUCGACGGUGAUAUCAUUAUUCAUGCACACGACGAGGAUAUACUCGAUGAAUAUCCAGCUGAUUGCUGCCCCGAUUCGUACUAUAAGAAAUUUCCGAUCUUAGCCGGUGACGAUGACUCGCCGUUCUGGCAAGGAUGGGGCAAUUUACGACUGAAAACUUUUCAAUUAAUUGAAAAUAAAUAUUUUGAAACAGCUGUUAUCACUAUGAUUUUAAUGAGUAGCUUAGCUUUGGCAUUAGAAGAUGUACAUCUGCCACAAAGACCCAUACUGCAGGAUAUUUUAUACUAUAUGGACAGAAUAUUUACGGUUAUAUUCUUCUUGGAAAUGUUAAUCAAGUGGUUGGCGCUCGGCUUCAAAGUGUACUUCACCAACGCGUGGUGUUGGCUCGAUUUCGUGAUUGUCAUGCUGUCGCUAAUUAAUUUGGCCGCGGUCUGGUCCGGGGCCGAUGAUGUGCCCGCCUUUCGCUCGAUGCGAACUCUGCGCGCCCUGCGACCUCUGCGGGCAGUUUCGCGCUGGGAGGGCAUGAAAGUCGUCGUUAAUGCGCUGGUACAAGCUAUACCGUCCAUCUUCAAUGUGCUAUUGGUGUGUCUAAUAUUUUGGCUAAUUUUUGCCAUAAUGGGUGUACAGCUUUUUGCUGGAAAAUAUUUUAAGUGCGAGGACAUGAACGGCACGAAGCUCAGCCACGAGAUCAUACCAAACCGCAAUGCCUGCGAGAGCGAGAACUACACGUGGGUGAAUUCAGCAAUGAAUUUCGAUCAUGUAGGUAACGCGUAUCUGUGCCUUUUCCAAGUGGCCACCUUCAAAGGCUGGAUACAAAUCAUGAACGAUGCUAUCGAUUCACGAGAGGUGGACAAGCAACCAAUUCGUGAAACGAACAUCUACAUGUAUUUAUAUUUCGUAUUCUUCAUCAUAUUUGGAUCAUUUUUCACACUCAAUCUGUUCAUUGGUGUUAUCAUUGAUAAUUUUAAUGAGCAAAAGAAAAAAGCAGGUGGAUCAUUAGAAAUGUUCAUGACAGAAGAUCAGAAAAAGUACUAUAAUGCUAUGAAAAAGAUGGGCUCUAAAAAACCAUUAAAAGCCAUUCCAAGACCAAGGUGGCGACCACAAGCAAUAGUCUUUGAAAUAGUAACCGAUAAGAAAUUCGAUAUAAUCAUUAUGUUAUUCAUUGGUCUGAACAUGUUCACCAUGACCCUCGAUCGUUACGAUGCGUCGGAAACGUAUAACGCGGUCCUAGACUAUCUCAAUGCGAUAUUCGUAGUUAUUUUCAGUUCCGAAUGUCUAUUAAAAAUAUUCGCUUUACGAUAUCACUAUUUUAUUGAGCCAUGGAAUUUAUUUGAUGUAGUAGUUGUCAUUUUAUCCAUCUUAGGUCUCGUACUUAGCGAUAUUAUCGAGAAAUACUUCGUGUCGCCGACCCUGCUCCGAGUGGUGCGUGUGGCGAAAGUGGGCCGUGUCCUGCGACUGGUGAAGGGAGCCAAGGGCAUUCGGACACUGCUCUUCGCGUUGGCCAUGUCGCUGCCGGCCCUGUUCAACAUCUGCCUGCUGCUGUUUCUGGUCAUGUUUAUCUUCGCCAUAUUCGGCAUGUCGUUCUUCAUGCACGUGAAGGAGAAGAGCGGCAUCAACGACGUCUACAACUUCAAGACCUUUGGCCAGAGCAUGAUCCUGCUCUUUCAGAUGUCGACGUCAGCCGGUUGGGAUGGUGUACUGGACGCCAUUAUCAAUGAGGAAGCAUGCGAUCCACCCGACAACGACAAAGGCUAUCCGGGCAAUUGUGGUUCAGCGACCGUUGGAAUAACGUUUCUCCUCUCAUACCUAGUUAUAAGCUUUUUGAUAGUUAUUAAUAUGUACAUUGCUGUCAUUCUCGAGAACUAUAGUCAGGCCACCGAGGACGUGCAAGAGGGUCUGACCGACGACGACUACGACAUGUACUAUGAGAUCUGGCAGCAGUUCGAUCCGGAGGGCACCCAGUACAUACGCUAUGAUCAGCUGUCAGAAUUCCUGGACGUACUGGAGCCCCCGCUGCAGAUCCAUAAACCGAACAAGUACAAGAUCAUAUCGAUGGACAUACCCAUCUGUCGCGGCGACCUCAUGUACUGCGUCGACAUCCUCGACGCCCUCACGAAAGACUUCUUUGCGCGGAAGGGCAAUCCGAUAGAGGAGACGGGUGAGAUCGGUGAGAUAGCGGCCCGCCCGGAUACGGAGGGCUACGAGCCCGUCUCAUCAACGCUGUGGCGUCAGCGUGAGGAGUACUGUGCCCGGCUGAUCCAGCACGCCUGGCGAAAGCACAAGGCGCGCGGCGAGGGAGGUGGCUCCUUCGAGCCGGAUACGGAUCAGGGCGAUGGCGGUGAUCCGGAUGCCGGCGACCCGGCGCCCGAUGAACAAACGGACGGCGAUGCGCCCGCUGGAGGAGAUGGUAGUGUUAACGGUACUGCAGAAGGAGCUGCCGAUGCCGACGAGAGUAAUGUAAAUAGUCCGGGUGAGGAUGCAGCGGCAGCAUCAGCAGCAGCAGCAGCGGCGGCGGCGGGUACAACGACGGCGGGAAGUCCCGGAGCGGGUAGCACCGGACGACAGACCGCCGUUCUCGUAGAGAGCGACGGGUUCGUGACGAAGAACGGCCACAAGGUGGUCAUCCACUCGCGAUCGCCGAGCAUCACGUCGCGCACGGCGGAUGUCUGAGCCAGGCCUCGCCCCCCCCUCCAAGAUGCACGCGAGUAUUAGCAUGAGUACGUGUUGGAUGUUGCACGUUGCAUCAGCGAUGCAGCAGCGGUGCAGCAGCGACAACAGCGAGCUAACAACAACAGCAACAAGGCGAACAACAAGCAUAAUUUUCUGCUAUAUAAUGAAAGAACACCAUACAAACAAAUACAACAACAAUAACAAUAACAGAAACAACAAACAAACAAACAACAUCAAGAG
Drosophila erecta is the source of this 6914-nucleotide messenger RNA. RefSeq names its product sodium channel protein para (gene para). The coding region runs from base 270 to 6674 and encodes 2134 amino acids. The transcript is spliced from 30 exons. Gene Ontology annotation, molecular function: voltage-gated sodium channel activity; calcium ion binding. Gene Ontology annotation, biological process: sodium ion transmembrane transport; neuronal action potential; membrane depolarization during action potential. The record is from RefSeq and is a predicted model, not a curated record. Gene Ontology annotation, cellular component: plasma membrane; voltage-gated sodium channel complex. NCBI's taxonomy places the organism in Eukaryota, Metazoa, Arthropoda, Insecta, Diptera, Drosophilidae.